UCUACAUUUAUCAGCGAAACUAGAGAAGAGAGUACAACGUUGCACAGAACAGUGAAAGAGAGCAGAUGAAACUUCAUCGUCUAUCCAGAAAUCCUGCAAAUCUCAUCACGAAAUUGGAAUUUCGUUCAAGGGUAUCUCCCAUAAAAUACCAGGGUAUUUCCCGUUUGAAGCAAUGGGAUAGAACAUUUAUGUCGGAAUUUCUCGACAGAAGGUGGGCGUUGACGAGUCCAGAUACAAAAAUUCACCGAGUAAAGCUAAAUAUUGAUGAGCUUCAACAACAGACUGAAGAAAAUGAAACAUGUGGAUAUUCUUUUUUAAAUGAUACUAGACCAUCUUUGGGUUAUGAUAUGAUGAAGGAAAGACAAGGCCCGUCGUUUUAUGUUGUGCGAGAUGAUUUGUUGCAUCCCCUUGUGAAUGGUAACAAAGCGAGAAAGUUGGAUGGAUUGCUUCCUCUAAUAGAAGAUUAUCGUGUUACUGAUGUGGUUACCUGUGGAGGUUGUCAAAGUGCACAUGCAGCAGCUGUUGCUGUUUCUUGUGCUGAGAGAGGACUAGCGUCACAUUUACUACUACGUGGAGAACAACCUGAUAUUCCAACAGGCUACAAUCUGAUAACCACGAUGUAUGGAAAUGCCAUAUAUGUUCCAAGAUCUCUGUAUGCUAAAAGGGAAGAGAUGCUCAGUGGGCAUGCUGAUUUUGUGGCAGGAAGCACUGGUUCUGUGAUAUGGUUUAGUGAUAUUCUUAACGAAUCUUUUACCACCAAAAAUUCUAAGGAAGCAAACUCUGUGCCGGUUUAUUCUAAGUGUGUCAUCUCAGGGUCAAAUGCUGAAAAUCGUCAAAGAAAGGUUAUCAUUAUAAAUGAGGGUGCAGGGGAUUUUGCUGGAUUAUUAGGUUUCAUUCGCCUCGUGGAGUACUUGUCUCAAGAUCAUAUAUUUGGGAAAGAACAACCCUUGAAAAUUGUUGUUGAUUGUGGGACUGGAACCACAGCUGUUGGUUUAGGCCUCGGAGCUAUUUGUUUUGGCUUGCCGUGGGAGAUAACUGGAGUGAUGUUGGCUGAUACUAUCGAGGGUUACAGGAAGCAAGAAAAGCGCUUAAUAUCUGAUUUCAAAAGGUUUUGUUGCUCUCAAGAAAUGGAUCAAUCAUUAAGUGGUGCUAAUGACAGCAUUGUGCAUUGGGUAGACAGAACGAAUCCAAGAAAAUUUGGCAAUGUCUUGAAAGGAGAAAUAGAGACAUGCCAGAAAAUUGCUCAGCAAAGCGGUAUUCUGCUGGACCCUGUCUACACCCUGGCAGCUUGGGAACAAGCGAUUCGUCUUUGCAGAAGAGAAGCUUCCUCCUCCAAAGGGGAUGCCAAAGUUUUGAUGCUUCAUACAGGUGGCACUCUUGGGAUGUUUGGUUUAGCUCAAAGGUACAAAUCUUCUUUCUAUACGCUCAAGAAGUAAAUGUGGGCAUCUAGUGACCGACAGUAGAGAGAUAGCAAUUUUAUUAAUUUGGUUUAUUUAUCUCUACCAUUAAUGGUAACAUAUUUGCAUCACACUGCAAGUACUGUAGGAACAACAAAAACAUUGCUGGUACUGAAGUUAAGGCGGAUAUCCUAAUUAUUGAUUAUUAAGCUUAUCGUUACUCGACCUCAAUAAUGGCCAUGAGAUUCUGAACAACAUAACUGAGUGCAGGUUGCUUAGGAUCAUCAAAUUUACUCGUGAGCUACGAUUUCGAUGAAGUACAUGGACAUUUUUUUUUUAAAGUUUUGCAACUGUCUCUUUCAACUACCACUCUGGACUAUAAUUGGUCCUUUUAGCAUACUUAGCUAGCUGAUUAGCUGCUGUAUCACAAGUCCUAUUAGUAAAGACCACUUGAACACCUUGUUAGAUGUUGGCUCGAUUUUUAGGAAACAACUAACUGAUUUCCUAAAUCAGUUUUGACAUGUGUUUAGAAUCCCAUCUAAACAGGGGUUUUCCUAUUCUUAGCGAGUUCAGGUUUCCUAAGUUGAAGUAGGACUUGGUUUCCUGAUCGAACUAAAACUUGGUUUCAUAAUCUACAUCAAUCUUGUCUAAACUCUUAGGUUGUAGGCGUCUAUCUCCUCACAAAGAAGAGAAGUAAUCUCUCCAUGAGAAUUGUGGAAGAAGGGGUGUCGAGUGUCAAUUGUGGAAGUAAUCUCACUGCCGAACCACGUUAAAUCUCCAUGUCUUCUGUGUUCUAUGUGCAUUAGCUUCCGGUGAAUGUUUAGUUUCUGUUUCUGAUGCCAGAUCCCGGAAUGCCUUGAGGAACGGUAUGUACCUCUCGGCACAACACACCUACCAUAUCAUGAACUUAAAGACUGACAUCUGGCAAUGAUGGGUUGAUCUUCUACCGUAGUCACUAAAAAGGCAGGCAUAUAAAAUUAAUGCAUAGCCAGCAAAUUAAGAUACGUAUAAUAGAGAAUUCACUAUGUACGCCAAUUAGUAGGAGAUGGCUGCCAGAUGAUGUGUUCAUUGCUCUGAGUGUUAUUAUGAGAUGAGUUUAUGUGAGAAACAGUCCUAGAUGCAAUCAAGUUAAUAUGGGAAUGACUCAAUGAGUAUGCGAGUGACCAGUAUCUAGAUCGAGAUGGACUAUUAUUUUUAAUGUGGUUGGCAACGCAGAUCAGUUUAUGAAUGUUGUGGUAUUAGGGCGAUGAUUCUCUAAAAGGUGCAUCUGGGUUUCCGAGUCUGCCACAAAGUGAUAGUUGCAAGAUUGAGGUAAUCAUGCUUGAAGGAGAUAAUAACUAAGCUGUUUACAGGAGAAGAACCAGUAUUGCAAAUUGAUGAGGUUGCUUAUACGUUUUAAAGAGAUAGGUGAUACUUCAAACCAAAUAAAUUGAGCAUGACUGCACUCCACCAUCAAUUGCGAAGCCGAUUCUUGGACUCUCCACACAUAGGAUAGUAAGGUCUUCUAUAAGGGAUAUAAAUCUUCCCUGUUUCCUGGUUCAAGUUCAAGUGCCGUAGGUGACGCCAGAAUUUUCUGAGAGAUUUGUUCGACUGCGAGACUGGUUUCUGAGAUACUGUCAGUAACCGUGCCACAUCUGGCGAUCCACCAUAUCAGUUAAUCAGUAUCAUUAGCAUGGUGUUGAGGAGGACAAAGAGAUCCCAUGUGACCAUCAUGUUUUAUGAGGUCUGCAACCGCUAUUGCUGAUUCUUGGUUGUGAAGUUGUUUUGAGUUAAGUUCUGCAGUAACUUGAAGUAUUAUCCGAUUGCCAUGCUACACCUGAUUUGGUUCCCAUCACUUACCUGCCAAAUGUUAUGCUACCGGAGACCUCUUUAAACGCUUUGUCAAGUGCCACCCUUACAGGAGUUAGUCGAUUGAGAUUUGUAGAGAAUUCCUAGAGAUAUUCCAAUUCUCUUGUUAGGCGAUAGAGAGUCUUUAUAAAUCUUGAAUCUGAUUAAGAGAAAAAAUCCCCAAUGCAACCUUAGUAAAUGAUUUUGCAAAGGAUUCUGAUUUUGUAAAUGCUUAGAUUGAAGACAUCGUCCCACAUGAAUCUGAUUAAUGAAAAAGCCCCAAUGCGACCUUGGUAAGAAGUGCUUUGUUGAAUAACCUUGCAUUUCUAAGAAAAGAACUCAUUGGCAUUCAUCGACUUUUUUAUUUCCAAUCAAUAACCGAUUAAUAAAUUCUAGAGCAAGAAUCCGAACUUUUAUCUAUAUGCACAGGUAGGAAAAUUAAUGAUACACAAGCCCGAAUAUCCCCUUCACUAGUGGGAAUUGAAUAUUGCACCCACGACGUGUAUGAAGCUUAAACAUACAACAAAGUCCAACCCCAGCUCCAAGUUGUGGUGCAUCUAUAUUUAUACAGUUCUCAUUCUCCCAACAAUAUUGUUUGUAUUGUAUUGUCGUCAUCAUCAUACAAUGUCAAAUCACAAUAGCAAUCCAGCUUCACAACCAGAUCUUGAUCAACCUGAUGCACCGGGUUUGAAAUUGGCACAAUUUGGAGCAGGAUGUUUCUGGGGUGUAGAACUUGCUUUCCAAAGAGUUGAAGGUGUUGUGAAGACAGAAGUUGGGUAUUCUCAAGGUCAUAUUCCUGACCCAACUUAUAAAUUGGUUUGCACAGGAACUACUAAUCAUUCUGAAGUUGUGAGAAUUCAUUAUGAUCCUAAUCUCUGCCCCUACACCAAUCUCCUCUCUCUCUUUUGGUCUCGUCAUGAUCCUACUACCCUCAAUCGCCAGGGUGGAGAUGUAGGAACACAAUACAGGUCAGGGAUCUAUUACUACGAUGGAGAUCAGGAAAAGUUGGCACGGGAAUCAAUGGAAAUUAAGCAGAAUGAGACGAAGAAUCAUAAGAUAGUUACUGAAAUAUUACCAGCUAAGAAAUUUUACCGAGCUGAAGAAUAUCAUCAGCAAUAUCUUGAAAAAGGUGGAGGAAGAGGUUGCAAACAAUCUGCAAACAAGGGUUGUAAUGAUCCAAUCAGGUGUUAUGGUUAGAUCGACUUACAUACAACUGCUUGUCUGGUUUCAAAAUAAUAAUCCUAAUAUCAUUUGAAUUUUCAUCCCACUUUGUGUAAUUUAUGUUAUUAUUGACAAGAUUA
Messenger RNA from Papaver somniferum (opium poppy), 4525 nucleotides. Its product is annotated as D-cysteine desulfhydrase 2, mitochondrial-like. Bases 66 to 1436 code for a protein of 456 amino acids. The transcript has 8 exons. The record is from RefSeq and is a predicted model, not a curated record. Gene Ontology annotation, molecular function: D-cysteine desulfhydrase activity. NCBI's taxonomy places the organism in Eukaryota, Viridiplantae, Streptophyta, Magnoliopsida, Ranunculales, Papaveraceae.